ACACACACCCAAACUGCCUGCAUUUAUAGUGCACCUGCUUUGACUAAGAGGAGGACAAGUAACAACCAAGCCUGCAGACAGAGAGGGAGCCACUCGUCUAAAAGAAAAAAAACAAACAAACAAAAAAGACAGGUGCAGCAGUGUUGUCCAACAUGGCUUUACAAAGCCGGACGUUUUCCUUUCUUUUCUUUGCGGCCUGUGCAGUUCUGGUGACUUCCAAGCACAUGGAGCCAAACUUCCGUGGCAUAACCCAGAAAUUGAUAAGGAGGUGUCAGGACAAGGGAUACCAGCCGCCCAAGACACACUUUGUUUUUAAUACCAGUAAUUCUUCUUUAAUGGAUGCGAUUGACAACUCACCCAAGUUCCUCCUCACUGCUCUGCUGAGUUCAGUCAUGAACAGGGACCCACUCAGCCGAAUCCCCAAAACUUCCACGGAUAAAAUAAUGGAGAGGAUGUGGAACUGCACCCACCUGCGAGACAUGAUCGUGCUGAUGAAGAACUCCUCUGAAAACGCCACUGCGUGUUACAUGCAGGCCUUCAUGGCUCCGAUCUCCUGGAUGAUUCUGACUGCACAGGACAAAAACAACACUGACAUGAACGCCCUCAACAUGGAUGACUUUGACACGCUGCUGUGGUCGGCCAAGGACGCGCUGCGGGACCUGCCGUCAUCCGCAUUCAAGUUUCCACCCAAAGUAGAACUUGAAAAAAUGAAAAGGCUGAUUUCUGCCCUCUGGCGGGUUCAUGCCAACAUACCCAAGCAAAACAGGGCCCGAGUGGCAAAGUGGGCAAAAGAGCAAAUCACUGAGAAUUACUUCAACUGCACUAUGAAGCCGCCAUCUGGCUCAGACACAGAAAAGAAUAAAGGAAAGCCAGUGAACCGCUGCAAGCCCUCACUUCAAUGGCUGAACAUGGAGGCCAUGACCAUGAUGGGGCCGUACCUCUCUGACUUAUCACCGCGAGAUAUAGAUUCUGCUCCCAAAGAGAAGCUUUGUGAAUUCUUUCUCUCGGCCAAGUUCAACUCGACCUUGAGCCGAGGGACCAGGAUGAGCCCCAGCCUGGGCAAGAAGUGGCUCCAAAAGAUCCAGCAAUGCUUUAACAAAAAGGAGCAGUUGGCAGAGCACAUAGAAAAACUGGGCCCUCUGGCUUGCUUUUGGUACAAAGUUCCAGAUCUGACACCUGAGCUCAGCAGCAAACUCCUCCCAGAGUUAGACGGCUGCGACCAUCCCAGAAUCAAGCAGCUCAAGAAGAAACUUAUUGAGACUUUGAUGUCCAAAGACAACACCAUUCAAAUGCUGUACAACCUCGGACGUAACGUGACUUUUUCAAAAGACCAGGCUUUUGCUUUGAUCAAGAGAAAGCUGGGAGGUCAGAAGUGCAGAAACAUUUCACACGAGGAGCUGAAGGAACUUCAGUCCAUGGCAGCUGGUUUGCCCCAGUGUGUUCUCAAGAGGCUGAAAGCCGCGGACGUCCUGAAUGACCCAGAGACUAUGGAGAACAUCGCCAAGAAGUUUUCCAAGGCACAAAAGAUGGCCAUGCUGCAGCGGCUAACAGAGAGCGUGACCGCCUCUGAGCUGAUGGAGAAGGUACCAGAAUCACUGCGUGAACGACUUUCCCUGAACUUCCUGAAAAAUGCCGACGUCAGUUCUUUGGGAAAUAAAACAUGGAACAAACAACAGGCAUUAUUUCUGGCCAAAAAAGUAAAAGACCUCCAUAAGCUUCCUGUUCUCAGGAAGUACAUCAGCCUCCUGCGGGGAGUAUCCUGUGCCAUUAUCGACAAAGUGGCCGAAGGCGACACACUGACCAUGACCGAGGAAUUCUCUGAGAAUCAACAGUUCCUCGACAAAGUGGCGGUUAAAUGUGCUGCCAGGAGACUGUUUGCAGUGUUGGAGAAAGAGAGAGAAGAUUAUUUCCAAACCAUCACAGAGGAGGAACUGGACAUGAUCCCCAGCCUGUUCCUCAUUUAUCUGCCACCAUCAAGAGUCAAGGACCUGCCCGACUCUGUGUGUCCCACCUUCCUCGACAAGAUGGAAGAAGUCAACAUGACCUUCUUACCGCGGGCCGCUCCCUCUCGCCCUAAACUUCUCCAAAAGGCUCUUGACUGUCUGACCGAAGGGGAGGCGCUGUCCACACUGACCGUCGACGACACCUCCAGACUGGGAGAGCUCAGCUGUGAGCUGUCGGCCUCACAGCUGAGACUCAUGGACCCUGAUGUUCUCAAAGCCACGCUGGAAGACAUGGCCCUGUGUCGGUACAUCCCUGCAGACCACCGGUCGGAUCUAAUCCAGCUGAUCGAGGAGACGUACGGGAAUCUGUCUGAGUUCCCUCAGGAGACGGUGGAAGCUCUGUGGCCAUUACUUUCUUUGGACGACUCUGCCGUAUCUGCUCUGCCCAAUCAACCCUGGAUGAAGGACAUCAUUGAUGACAUGCGGCCGAGUCUGAACAAUGUCUCAGAAGCAGUAAAUGAGAAAUUCUUCAACCUCACCGUCAGUGAAUCCACCACAGCACGAAAGAGGAGAACAGUUCGGAGCGUCUCGUCAACUACACCCACCGCGGCGAUAAUUGAAGAACUCGGCGAUGGAAACGUCUACUGGACACUGGGGCAGCUGAACAUGAUUCCAAUUGAAGUCUUUCGUGCUACCGUACAAGUGCUCGGAACGCCCACGGGUUACAGUGUGGAGCAGCUGUCUGUGCUCAGCAAAAAGGCAACGGAGACCUUCGGCUCUGUGUCAACACUGACUGAGGAGGUGGUGCAAAAGAUGGGGUGCAUCAACAGGGGAUUCUCUGACGGCGACCUGGAGAAGCUUCCCUUCUCAUUGGACAAUUUGGAUGCGAUCAAGUCAUGUGGCUGGACAGAGCAGCAGAUGCGAUCGAUGUGGAAAGGCAUCGCUACAUACAAUAACCUGACAGCGCAGAAGCUGGGAGUCACAGAGAUGGCUGCACUGAACCAGUUCAUGUGUGGCCUCAGCCCUAAUGAAAUCAGUCAGCUCAACAAAGAGGCGUUCAAGGAUGCUGUGGGAUCACUCAAUGACAUCCGAUGCUCAUACAACAUCGCAAAGCAGUUGAAAAGUCUUGCUGUGACAGCAUUCGGAGAGCCCAACACUUGGACAGAGGCCAAAGUGAACGAACUAGGAAACAUGAUGGCUGGCCUGGACGCAACUGAGUUAGCGUCUUUGAACACGGCUGUCUUAUCAUACAUCAGGGACACCACCAUACCACUCAUACCAGCAGAAAACUUUGCUGCUCUCACAGAGGUUCAGCUCGAGGCUCUUGGGUCGGACAAUGCUGCCAAGGUUACCACUGAACAACUAAAUGCACUGAGUGCCAAGCAACGAGCCGCUAUUGAAAGAGCUGCGGCUGGGUCUUUGGUGGCAAAGACCACCUCAGGAGCUCCAUCGCUGAGCGCCGAGGGAAUCUCUUUUAUGAAACUCCUUCUUGUUUUCCUCCUGGGCUUCCUGCUGCUGUGAGACCAGAUGAUCCUGUAACAAAACUGGCUAACGCUUUAGAUAAACAAGCAGAUAUUUUUAAUACAACUUCUAAUAUACCUGCACAGGAAUGGAAUGCUGUAAUAUUUAACACAGACUGCUGACGUUGCUGUAAUUUUACUCACUUAAACUUAGUGGUGACCAACCACAUCUGUCAAAGGUACGUCAUGUGAUAAUCAUCUAAUCGUCAUCUAUUUAAUUGAUAGUCUAUGAUGUGUUAGAACUCCUUAUCGUCUAUAAUUCUUCAUCUUUCAACAUUAGUUUUAGGUGCAAUCUAUUUUGAUAAAAAUGUAUCACGUACCAAAUGUAACGCAUGUGAUUUGUACCAUUUUCUAGGUCAACGUCAAGCACUUGGCAAAGCACUUUCAAUGUUAAAGCUUUUUCAGCACUUAAUAACUCUAGAACUAAGUAGUUCUAGAAGACCAAAGUACACGAGC
Molecule: messenger RNA, 3919 nt
Organism: Cynoglossus semilaevis (tongue sole)
Lineage: Eukaryota; Metazoa; Chordata; Actinopteri; Pleuronectiformes; Cynoglossidae
Gene: otoa
Product: otoancorin
Exons: 29
Coding region: 153-3464 (1103 amino acids)
Biological process (GO): cell-matrix adhesion
Cellular component (GO): cell surface
Source: RefSeq, a predicted model, not a curated record